Molecule: messenger RNA, 321 nt
Organism: Epithele typhae
Lineage: Eukaryota; Fungi; Basidiomycota; Agaricomycetes; Polyporales; Epitheliaceae
Exons: 5
Coding region: 1-321 (106 amino acids)
Source: RefSeq, a predicted model, not a curated record
AUGGCUUACGAGUUGGCGCGACGUGGCAUUCAUCCCUUCGGCCUUCGCGCUCCAGAUGAACCUGAGGUCCUCGACAACUUCGGCUUUAAGGACCAAUGGCUCGGCAUCCGGUGGAUUCAGAAGAACAUCCAGGCUUUCGGAGGAGAUUCUAAUAUGAUGUUGACCGGGUUAUCUGCACACAACACUUGCAUCACGUCUUCUGGAAGGCGUGCAGGCCCCAUUCCAUCGCGCAAUCUUGCCGUCGAACGCAAUCUGAACGACUCCGAAGACCAUCCGAGUUGCGCGCCCCGUACGCCAUCCGACGUCCCCGUUCUCCCUUGA